AAAAGUAAUUUGAUUUUAUAAUGAUAAAUAUUUAAAAACGAAUGUGCAUAUGUACUAGCAUCAUUUAAUAAUAAAAUUUCAAUGUCGCAAGCAACAGCAGCUAACGUCAAUCUGGCAACGCCGCCAUCAGAUAGUGCCGACAAUUGUCGCAAGCGCACCUUGUCACGCUCGGAGCCCAAAUCUAUAAUCGAGAUACACAUAUCCAAUGAGAUUAACAGCAGCGCUAACAGCUGUAAACGCCCCAAUUUGGAAUCAGAGCAACAAACAGACAUGGAACAGCAGCAAGAACAGCAAAACAAUGUUAUCGAACUGAGCAUUGAGGAGCAGCAACGCGAUACCGAUAAUCGCACCAGUUGCCAAAUCUUUUUGCAGCAUUUGCCUUGCUUUAAGCUGCAGCAAUUGACUACAUUGACGCCCAUACCCAAAUGCCGGGAAUGCCGGCGUCGUCAUGCGCCGCCCGCAGCAUCAUCAGCAGCAGGCAGUGCCAAUAGCAGCAGCAGCAGCAACAACAGCAACAACAAUGAUAUCUACUGUCGCUUCUAUGAGUUUCGACGCCUGCAAUAUAAUGACGCCGGCGAGUUGAGCGUUGCUGGCUUCCCCAAUCCCUACGAGGAGCCGACGGGUGUUGACUACGCCAUUUGGCAGCCAGAUGCAAAAACCACGCCCACCGCUGGCUUUAUGGAUAUACAAGUGUGCCGUUACAUUUUGUUGCAUGCAGGCGAUCAGUUUUGCUAUUUGUGGCGCCAGGAGGCCGAGGCUUUGAAGCUGCACGAGAAUCCAGACGGAACGAUUGCAUGGAAGAAAGCCGUACAGGGCAUACGUGAAAUCUGCGAUGUCUGCGAUACGACGCUCUUCAACUAUCACUGGACAUGCCGCAAGUGUGGUUUCGGUGUGUGCAUAGAUUGCUUCAAGGAUCGCAAGGAGGGACUGCAAAAGAAGCGGCGGUUGGAAACACAACGCGGUCAUGAUGAAUACCAUUGGCUGCUCUGCACCGAUGACGUGCAACAACAGCACACGUUGCCGGAGCUGAUGUUGACCCAGAUAAUAGCAGGGGAUGCACUCAACGUGCUCGGCCGGCUGUUGCACGAGGUGCGCACAUUGUGGCAGGUGCCGCAGGUGUGCGGCUGUUUACUGAGCAAGCAACAGGUCAAGGACGAGCAGCUGACACAGCUCAUUCAGGACAUGAUCAAGGAGUCACAGCUGAAGCAACAAACCAGCGCCUCCUCGCUGGCCACCGCGCAAAAGGUGCAGCAGCAGCAGCGUCUGGAGCAGCUGCAUGCCAAAAAGCUAGAAUUCGCGCGUCAAAAUGGCAUCGACUAUGUCCCAGGUCGCGUCUGGACAAAGGAGACACUUGGAAAGGAUCCUAUCACAACCGCUUUCGAUAAUUUUAAGCACAUCAACUUUUUGCGCAAAGGUCUCGCGGGUCUUCGGCGCUUUUUGCCGCCACGCGCCAUGACCCUGGCUCAUUCCACGCAACUGGCGCCGGGCGUGCCUCACGAAUGGCUCUGCGAUGGCAAAUUGCUGCGUCUCACUGAUCCCAUGCAUCCCGAUAACCGUGUACUGUACCAGGAGGUAUGGAAAUGUGGACAGCCCGUUAUGAUAUCCGAGGUGGCGCGUUCGCUCAAUCUGGAACUGUGGCAUCCGCAGGCCUUUUGCCGUGAUUUUGGCGACAAGCCCAAUGAUUUGAUUAAUUGCCUUAAUGGCAACUUGGUGCCCAACCAGCCGAUGCGACACUUCUGGGAGGGUUUCCAAUGCAUGCAUAAGCGUCUGCUGGACGUUAAUGGCAAGCCGAUGUUGUUAAAGCUCAAGGAUUGGCCACCCGGUGAUGAUUUCGCUGAGAUUCUGCCCACCCGCUUUGCGGAUCUAAUGCGCGGCUUACCCAUGCCAGAGUAUACGCUGCGCACAGGAAAUCUCAAUAUAGCCAGCUGUUUGCCCAAAAUGUUUGUCCCGCCCGAUUUGGGCCCGAAGAUGUAUAAUGCUUACGGCUCGGCACUGCAUCCGGACAAAGGCACCACCAAUCUGCAUCUGGAUAUUUCGGAUGCGGUCAACAUUAUGGUCUACGUGGGCAUACCCACGGAUGAGGACAGCAAGCCACAGCUGGCGGCCACACAGCGCGCCAUUGCGUUGGGUGGCUGUGAUUAUAUCACGCGUGCCCGCUGCCAGUCGCCGGAUGUGCUGCCUGGUGCAUUGUGGCACAUCUUUCCGGCUCGUGAUGCGGACAAAAUACGCGAUCUGCUCAAUCGUGUCACCUUGGAGAAGGGCUUCAGGCUGGAACCCGAUCAUGAUCCCAUACACGAUCAGAACUGGUAUCUGGAUGAUAAAUUACGUGCGCGUCUGUUCAAGGAAUACGGCGUUGAGGGCUAUCCGAUUGUCCAGUGCCUGGGCGAUGCGGUCUUUAUACCCGCAGGUGCACCGCAUCAAGUGCAGAAUUUGCACAACUGCAUCAAGGUGGCCGAGGAUUUUGUCUCACCGGAAAAUAUCACGCACUGCUAUCAUCUCACACAUGAAUUCAGACGCCUCUCGCACUCGCACACCAAUCACGAAGACAAACUCCAAAUCAAGAAUAUUAUCUACCAUGCUAUUAAGGAUUGCUGCACCAUAUUGACGCGUGCAUUGGAUGAGCGCAUCGAUCUGGAAAUGGCCAAAGCGCAGGCCGGACUCUAGAUGUAAACCUUUAACGUAUUGUACCCUUGUCAAAGCUAAAAAAAAGCUAUGCUACAUAUUUAAGUCUCUUUUAAUUUGUGCACUAGUUAAGUAAAAUAUAUGUAAUACAUCCGAAAAAAAAUGGAGAUGGCAGUAUUUA
This is a messenger RNA of Drosophila novamexicana, 2803 nucleotides long. RefSeq names its product lysine-specific demethylase 3A (gene Kdm3). Bases 82 to 2664 code for a protein of 860 amino acids. Gene Ontology annotation, molecular function: chromatin DNA binding; transcription coregulator activity; histone H3K9 demethylase activity. Gene Ontology annotation, cellular component: histone deacetylase complex; chromatin. The transcript has 2 exons. Lineage: Eukaryota; Metazoa; Arthropoda; Insecta; Diptera; Drosophilidae. Gene Ontology annotation, biological process: regulation of transcription by RNA polymerase II. The record is from RefSeq and is a predicted model, not a curated record.